AUUGAAUUCUUGAUCUAAGAUCCGAUAUUUUGAUCAUUUUGCUGUAAAAACCUUAUCAACUGAGUUUUGAAUGAACUGAAUUUUUAAUCAAAACAUUAGUCUCUUUUAUAUGUGUGUUUGCAUGUAAAUUUAAAUAUUUUUCUUAUCAUCUGUAAUUUAAGUGAUUUAAAAUAUUCUUCAUAAUUGAAAAUGUCACAAUUAAGCAAGCCCAGUAUUGAUCUUGGUUUGGACUUCUUGAAAAAAGUUGGUUCUGAUUCAACCAAUUUACUUUUGUCACCAUUAAGUGUUAUAAUUGCUUAUGGAAUGGCACUCGAAGGAGCCGCUGGGGAAACUGAAAAACAAAUCAGAACAGGCCUGAAUCUGGAUAAAGUUGAUAGCCAACAAGAAGAUAUUUCAAAAAUAAUCAAACAGCUUAUGGAAAAAUAUCUGAAGAAUAAGAACUCUGCUUCUGAGAAAAAAUGCCUAUUAGAGUUUGGCAAUUUACUUAUGGCUAAUAAAGAUUUCAGGCUUCGAAAGACUUUUGUUCAAAACUUACAAACUAACUAUUCUGCCAAUGCAUUCAAUGAGGAUUUUACUGAUGGCCAAAAUAUUCUAGAAAAAGUCAACUCUUGGGUUUCUGAAGCUACAAGAAAUAAAAUUUCAACGAUUCUCGACGAACCACCAGAACCUGACGCUGUGUGUUUGCUAGUGAAUACAAUUUAUUUCGAAGCUAAUUGGCUAAAACCUUUUUAUGAAGAUUCUACAGAAGAGAAGAUAUUCACCAAUUCAGAUGGAUCAACAACUAAGAUUAAGAUGAUGACUCUUUCAGAUGAUACCUUUAACUUUGCAGAAUGUCCCGAAAAAAAAUUAAAGAUUGUCGAGAUUCCAUAUUUUGGAAAUAUUAGCAUGGUAUUGAUCCUUCCAACUGGUGACAACAAUCUAAAAAAGAUGAUUGAUAAUUUGGACUCAACUGAGCUUUCCAGUUUGAUGGACUCCAUGUCAAGAACACGUUUGGAUACUUUAACUAUACCGAAAUUCAAACUGGAAGAUAAUCAUCAACUACACAAAAUUUUACCAAGCAUGGGAAUGACUCGACCAUUCCAAAUGAAUGCUGAAUUUCCAAGAAUCACUGAAGGUUCUUUACCAUUAUACAUUUCAAAAUCAAUACAAAAAGCCUUGAUUGAAGUGACUGAGGCUGGUACCGUAGCAACUGCGGCAACUCAAGUUGAAUUCAUGCUGGGAUGUUCACUUUACUCACCACAGCCGCAAAAAGUGUUUAAUUUUAUAGCAGAUCGGCCAUUUCUUUUCUCCAUUCGUGAUAAUCUAACAAAAGUCAAUCUAUUCAUGGGCCAAUUGAAUAGUAUAACUUCUAAGCAGAUUAUUUGAAUUCAACAUAAUUUAUAAAUUAAUUUGAUUGCUCCAAAUGAACUCAGAAUCUUCAAAAUUUUUAUUGAUCAAUUAAAUUACAUUUAUAUU
Molecule: messenger RNA, 1455 nt
Organism: Tetranychus urticae (two-spotted spider mite)
Lineage: Eukaryota; Metazoa; Arthropoda; Arachnida; Trombidiformes; Tetranychidae
Product: iripin-8-like
Molecular function (GO): serine-type endopeptidase inhibitor activity
Source: RefSeq, a predicted model, not a curated record